This is a messenger RNA of Dreissena polymorpha, 1977 nucleotides long. RefSeq lists its product as uncharacterized. Bases 1 to 1977 code for a protein of 658 amino acids. Lineage: Eukaryota; Metazoa; Mollusca; Bivalvia; Myida; Dreissenidae. The transcript is spliced from 6 exons. The record is from RefSeq and is a predicted model, not a curated record.
AUGGACUGGCUCUGGCAAGCAGAAGGAAGAACUGACAACGACCACCGGGAAGGAGUUGCCGUCAUCAUCAGCAAGAGCAAGGCCAACACCGUGCUACAGUGGAAACCUGUGAACGAGCGCCUGCUGUACGUCAGGAUGAACUCCAAGUACGUCAAGUUGUCUGUUGUUGUGGGCUACGCACAAAUAGACAACGCGGAAGAAGAGGACAAGAAUGCAUUCUACGACGCCAUUCAAAGUGUUUUAGAGGACAUCCCCCAACACGACGUGCUGAUGUUGCUCAGCGACUUCAAUGCUAAGAUUGGCUGCGACAACAAAGACAGAGAGAGGACCAUGGGACGACAUGAAGUGGGUGUGAUCACCGACAACGGGGAGAGACUAGUCAACUUCUGCCAACAGAAGGGACCCUGCGGCAGGACCCAGAACCAGAUCGACCACAUCAUCAAUGGUCGGUGGAGGCACUCUCUGCAGGACGUGUGUGUGAUGCGACAUGCAGACAUCGGCAGCGACCAUAGUCUUCUGGUGGCCAAGGUGACUUUGAAGCUCAGGAAAUCCAAGACAGGAGACAUCAAAAACCAACGCUACGAUGUGGUCAACUGUAGACGAACUCCUGUCACUGUGGAAGAAGAGAAGCUGAAGAGAUGGAAGCAACACUUCGAGUCCAUCCUAAACCACACAGAUCCACCAACCCUAGCCGACAUUCCUGAAGCUGAAGAGGACCUUGACAUCAACCUUGGCAACAUCACUGUAACGGAAGUCAAUGAAGCCAUCCAUAAGCUGAAGAAUGGGAAGGCUUCUGGCGACGAUGGAGUGUGCCCUGAGAUGCUGAAAGCAGCAGACACAGUGACGCCGCAGCUUCUUUGCCAGAUUCUUCAAAAGAUUUGGGAAAGUGAAGAAGCGCCAAGCGACUGGAAGACCGGUACCAUCGUCAAACUGCCCAAGAAAGGAGACCUGGGGAACUUGGACGGUAUCCUUCGCCAGGAACAGGCAGGCUUCAGGAAAGGCAAGUCCUGCAUCGACCACAUCUUCGUCCCGAGGCAGAUCCUUGAGCAGUCCCAUGAAUGGAAUGGAUCCCUCUACCUGGUUUUUGUGAACUUCGAGAAGGCCUUCGACAGCCUACACCGAGACUCCCUCUGGAAGAUUCUGCGACAUUAUGGCAUUCCUCAGAAACUUGUCAAGGUCAUCAGGUCCCUGUACGAAAACUUUGAGUGCAGAGUCAUCCACAACAACCAGCUCACUGAACCAUUCAAGGUGGAAACUGGAGUGAAGCAAGGAUGUAUCCUCUCGCCGCUCCGCUUUUCAAUGGCAAUUGACUGGAUCAUGCGCCGCACCACAGAGGGAAGGAGGCAAGGAAAACAGUGGACGCUGACCUCGCUGCUAGAUGACCUGGACUACGCCGACGAUAUUGGGCUACUUGCUAGCAGGAACCAGGACAUCCAGCAGAAGACACAACAGUUGAAGAACACCAGAUUGGGCGACCCAAUCACCAUCAAUGGCCAGCCUCUGCAAGAUGUGGACGAGUUCAUUUACCUGGGCAGCAAGGUCACCACAGAUGGAGACUGUGCAAGGGAGAUCAACACGAGGAUCAGCAAAGCCAAUCAAGCCUUCGUGAUGCUGAAGCCCAUCCGGAGGACCACAAGUCUUAGCAUGCACACCAAGCUCUGCAUCUUCAAGAGCAACGUGCUGAGCGUCCUUUAUGGGUCUGAGUGCUGGAAGACCACUGCUACCAUCGAGCGCAAACUGGAAGUCUUCCAGAACAAGUGCCUGUGCCGGAUCAUGAAAAUCUUCUGGCAAAACAUGAUCACAAGCAUGACACUGCGUGAAAGAGCUGGCGCAAACAGCAUCGCUGAGACCAUCGCUUUGAGGAGAUGGAGAUGGCUAGGCCACGUCUGCAGAAUGCCACUGGAAUCGCUACCCAGGGUGGCACUGAGAUGGACUCUACAGGGGAAAAGAAACCGUGGACGACCGAAAGAGACGUAG